AUGUCAGAAGUCGAGCUUCUUGGAGUUGGGCUUGUGUUAGCCCUGGGUGAAGACUUGGAGCUGGGCCUUCAUGCCUCUAAUUUGGGCUGGGCCCUUAGAGCUAGGGCAUGGGUUGGGCUUAGCUAUAUCUUGGACAAGGGUACAAGGAUUUUGAGAGGGAAGAUGUCUGAAAGUUCUGAUAGGGAAAGUCAUGACCCCCUUGCCUUUGGGAGUGAAGAUACUGAGAGUGAGGAGCCCAAUGAAUAUGUUUGUUCUGAAGAUGAGAGUUCCCAGACAGAGGGUGUGGUAGAAUGUAUUAUAGAAAGGGGUGAGCCAUCAGUAGACUCUGGGUCAGAGGCAUAUAGGGAGAUGCAGAUGAAUUACACAAAGCUAGAAGCUAUAGUUGAUUGGGUUCUAGCCUUGUCUCAUACACUAGAGGUGGGCUCGAGCAAUCAGGCAUCACCGUUGAGGUUUGUGGGUGUAGCCAUGGCUUCAGCUUCAGAGGGAGUGGACAUACGGGUUGGUGUCCUAUUGGCGAGGCGGAAUACACUUUCAGAAGUAAGGUUGGCUGAGCUUCGAACAGAUUAUAGUGUUUCACCCUAUGUGGGCUUGAGGUUACCCACUGCAGUUGAUGUGGUUAGGUACCCUCCGGAGGGCUCGUUGCUGAUUUUUACGGAUAUGUACCAGCAUAGCUUCAAACUACCAUUUCAUCCUUUGGUGUAG
Molecule: messenger RNA, 702 nt
Organism: Prunus armeniaca (apricot)
Lineage: Eukaryota; Viridiplantae; Streptophyta; Magnoliopsida; Rosales; Rosaceae
Source: the annotation of a GenBank genome assembly